Messenger RNA from Pararge aegeria (speckled wood butterfly), 2455 nucleotides. RefSeq names its product structure-specific endonuclease subunit SLX1 homolog (gene slx1). NCBI's taxonomy places the organism in Eukaryota, Metazoa, Arthropoda, Insecta, Lepidoptera, Nymphalidae. The transcript has 4 exons. Gene Ontology annotation, biological process: double-strand break repair via homologous recombination. Gene Ontology annotation, cellular component: Slx1-Slx4 complex. Gene Ontology annotation, molecular function: crossover junction DNA endonuclease activity; 5'-flap endonuclease activity. The coding region runs from base 70 to 1290 and encodes 406 amino acids. The record is from RefSeq and is a predicted model, not a curated record.
AAAUUGUUUCUUUUAAAACUCUUUCUGUGUCGUUUUUAAAUUUUUAUCAAGAAUUUGAUUUUGAUUGAUAUGGCUGAACCAGAAAUAGUUGAGGAUUUUUACGGUGUCUACCUCCUUUACAAUAUUAAUCCAAAAUAUAAAGGUCGUACAUACGUAGGGUACACUCGAGACCCUAACAGGAGAAUAAUGCAACAUAACAGGGGCACCUGGGCUGGCGGUGCUCAUAGGACUAGUAAUAGGGGGCCGUGGAAAAUGGUAUUGAUAGUCCAUGGAUUUCCAAAUAACAUUUCUGCAUUAAGAUUUGAGUGGGCAUGGCAAAAUCCAAGUAAAACAACAAGACUGCAACACCUAAAUUUAAAGAAAAUACCUAGAAAAGAAACGGAGUUUCAGUUCAAACUUCGAGUGCUUAGUGAGAUGCUGAGAGUUGGGCCAUGGAAUAGGCUACCAUUGAUGAUAAGAUGGCUGGAAAAUGAGUACAGAGUUGAAUUUCCUCCGGAAAGAAAACCGCCGGACCACAUGCCAGUAAUACAAGGCCCAGUUAAGAGCUACAACCAUAAGAAACUAACAAACAUUACCUCCAUUCCCACCAUUGAGUGCCUAUUGUGUUCCGGAUACUUGAAAGAAACAGAAAAACUAAGUUGUAUGAACGUUAACUGUGAUCUAGUAUCACAUAUAAACUGUUUAGCAAACCUUUUUCUUUCACCUGGUGAAUAUGUACCGAUACACGGCACCUGCCCAUUUUGCAAUACAAAAUUGAAAUGGGGUGAUCUGAUACGAAGAAUGAAUGGAUACGAUCUAGGUGUCAAAGGUGAUCAAACAGGUGACGGUGAUGAAGUAGGUGAAGAAAUUUAUACACAAAAUAAAGGUUUUGAAAAUGUUGACGACGAUGCAGACGUAGUUUGUACACAGGAUGAAUUAAUAAAUAAUUAUGAUAAUGCUGAGAAUUUAGUUGUUACACAGAACCGAAUGUUUAUUGAUAAUUUUGAUGAUGAUGAUGAUGAUAUAGUUUGUACACAGGAUUUUGGUGAAAAGAAUGAAGACAUUAGUACACAAGAUGGAAAAUUUGAGAAUUUCGACGAUGAUGACGAUUUAGUAUGCACACAAAAUAAUGUACUGAAUAAUUAUAUUGAUAACCAAGAAACUGAUAACGUAAUUUGUACUCAAAAUGAAAUUAAGAUUUUUAGUAAAAAUGAUGAUCCUGAGGAUAGUGAUGAUGACGUACUUUUUAAAUGCGAUAAAGUUUACGACGAUCAACCUUCUUGGUUUCUUGAUUGUCAUGAAAAUUUAUGACGAACAUCUCAUUUUGGUAUCUGCUUGGAAUUAGUAAUCUUACGUAUAUUUACGUGAUAAUAAGUAAUUAUCCCGAAUUCCAAUUCUUUCCAAUUCAGUUAUAAUAACUAUAUAAUAAUGCAUUCGUUUUGAUAACGCGCAGUGUGAUGUGUGUAUACACAAAAUGGAGGUUUUGAAAAUGUUGACGACGAUGCUGACGUACGAGUAGUUUGUACACAGGAUAGAUUAAUAAAUAAUUAUGAUAAUGCUGAGAAUUUAGUUGUUACACAGAUAGGAAUGUUUAUUGAUAAUUUUGAUGAUGAUGAUGAUGAUUUAGUUUGUACACAUGAUUUUGGUGAAAAGAAUGAAGACAUUAGUACACAAGAUGGAAAAUUUGAGAAUUUCGACGAUGAUGACGAUUUAGUAUGCACACAAAAUAAUGUACUGAAUAAUUAUAUUGAUAACCAAGAAACUGAUAACGUAAUUUGUACUCAAAAUGAAAUUAAGAUUUUUAGUAAAAAUGAUGAUCCUGAGGAUAGUGAUGAUGACGUACUUUUUAAACGCGAUAAAGUUUACGACGAUCAACCUUCUUGGUUUCUUGAUUGUCAUGAAAAUUUAUGAUGAACAUCUAAUUUUGGUAUCUGCUUGGAAUUAUGAAGUAAUCUUACGUAAAUUUACGUGAUAAUAAGUAAUUAUUCCGAAUUCCAAUUCAUACAUCAGUUAUAAUAACGCAUAGUGCGUUUUGGUAACGCGCAGGAGUUUGGUAACGGCGUAAUGAUAUUGGUCAUAUUAUGUUAAAGAUUCCUGUUCAAAAAGAGAUCUGCAAUGAUAUUGAAAAAUUUUUAGAUGUAUAAAAUUCUAGAUAACUAACUAAGCUAGUGUAAAUUCCUAGGGGGAGGUUUUUAUCUACAACUAUUUUGUAAUCAGAAACUGAAAUCAAUAGUUAAAAGGCACAAGAUGGAAUAGUUCUAUAUUUUAUUAACCGCUAAAAAAAGCUAUUUAAAUAGCUUUUUUUAGUGGUUGACUUCGAAACUCUUUUUGAACAGACUUCGAAUAAACUGUUGAUUUUAAUAAGUGACUCGUCUAAAGUGAAAAAGAGAAUAUGUAAAUUUUAAGUAAUUUGUAGUGUAGUUAAGUUGAUCUUACUAUUGAAUGCUGAAUGAAACCAAUAAAAUAUUUUUACAUA